AUGGCAGAGGAAGACACUCCACCCCACGAUACGACAGAGUUUCGUGACUACUUCGAGAGUAUAUCUCCGUUACUCUGGGUGGAUAAUAAUGAGCGAAUUUUGUGCUCUCCCAGCGCAAAUGCCUCGCAGUUUAGACUUAUAUCUGAACCAGUAGAAGUGUUACUCUAUCCAAGAGAAGCAUUGAAACGGGCGCCUUCACCUAAUGUAGAAGACACUAGACACCAGAGACAUCAGAGGCGAGAGCGAGCACAACAAGCUGCCGUAGACUUUCCGUCCUUGGGGGGGAUGCUUUCUGCUCUACCAUCGGAAAUAGAACAGGUUAAAGCGUCAAACUACUCAUCAUCCCCUGUUGUACUGCUCAGCCAGACGUCGAUAGAUACAGAUCUGUACAAAGGCCCGCCAGUCAUCCGCAUACUAAAGCCACAGGGGAGGAAGAAGAGGAAACGCAACAAGCCAAAACCUCCACGGCCACCACCAUCCUUUUGGCGACCGAGUACUUCGAUGGGUCCGCGUGCUUCUGGGUACGCAUAUGGCUACCAAGGGAGCUGGAUGGUGGACGAUCCAUCACAAGCGACGUACAAACGUGAUAAGAUGAAGACACUGCGCAUUCAUGCCGUUGUCAGUGAUCUCAAGCCACGGAGGCGUAGCACUAAAUGA
This is a messenger RNA of Serendipita indica DSM 11827, 657 nucleotides long. Lineage: Eukaryota; Fungi; Basidiomycota; Agaricomycetes; Sebacinales; Serendipitaceae. The record is from the annotation of a GenBank genome assembly.